AGAUGCAGAUAUUUGUGAAAACUUUGACUGGAAAGACCAUCACUCUCGAGGUGGAGAGCUCUGACACCAUUGACAAUGUUAAGGCCAAGAUUCAAGACAAAGAAGGGAUUCCCCCAGAUCAGCAGAGGCUGAUCUUUGCCGGGAAACAGCUUGAGGACGGUCGUACCCUUGCUGACUACAACAUUCAGAAGGAAUCGACCCUUCACUUGGUGCUUCGUUUGAGGGGUGGUAUGCAGAUCUUUGUCAAGACGUUGACUGGCAAGACCAUCACGUUGGAAGUUGAGAGUUCUGAUACUAUUGAUAAUGUGAAGGCAAAGAUCCCACCGGACCAACAGAGACUAAUCUUUGCAGAUAUACGUGCAUGUUAG
Messenger RNA from Erigeron canadensis, 368 nucleotides. RefSeq names its product ubiquitin-like. The transcript has a single exon. Gene Ontology annotation, cellular component: cytoplasm; nucleus. Bases 3 to 368 code for a protein of 121 amino acids. Gene Ontology annotation, molecular function: protein tag activity; ubiquitin protein ligase binding. Gene Ontology annotation, biological process: protein ubiquitination; modification-dependent protein catabolic process. NCBI's taxonomy places the organism in Eukaryota, Viridiplantae, Streptophyta, Magnoliopsida, Asterales, Asteraceae. The record is from RefSeq and is a predicted model, not a curated record.